AUGGGAGAGCUGUUGCGUGCGGAUCCAACUAUGAUGGACAAUUCGACAUUCAUCCACUCUCUGAGGAGGAAGGCCGCCUCUGAGAAGAAGGGAAUGUGCUACACGCAAGUUUCUGCAGAAGACCAUUCAGAGCCACACCUCCAGGCAGCGCUGCCUCGCGCAUACCCAGCGGAGAAAGAUGGAGCAACACCGCAGAACGGUCGUGGCCACGGGGUGGUUCAUGUUGCUUGUUUGAACGCUUUUGAUGAUCUCUUGCAUCAUCGUCAGCCAGGCUCCCUCUCUGACGAGGUGAGUCGGGGGCGGAAGAAUCUGCAAAAAAGGGCGAGACCGCAGUUGGUUGAUUUGCAUCGGGUCUUCGACUCCGGGUGUGCCUCAGAUGGAAAGAGAAAAGAACCGGCUGGGGUACCAGAGAUGUUCCUUCAACUGCCAAGACCAUCUUCCCAGUUUGCAAAGGCGAAGGCCAUCCAUGAAAAUGACAUCCACGUGAAUGAUGGCGAGUUGAGGUUCAACCUAGCGAGCACCUGGAUUGGCGCUAUCCUGCCACAUGUGCUGGCGAAGAUCGAUCGAGUCUCCUAUGGGCUACUGAGCAAGAAGCAGCUGGAGGCCGCUGAUGAGAAGACUCCCUUCUCACGCUUGGUCAUGGCUGUGCCCUUCGUGGGCAAGGAUGUGCCGUCCCGUAGUAGUGAGUUCGCGCAUCCCGACGUGGCCAUUGGUCUCACCAUCCUGGCCUAUCGCUUUGAGGGCCUACGGCCGAGCGACGUGCGAAGCAUCGUGGCACAGCUGAAGCAGGAUGGUGCCCGGCAACUGGGGCCGCGCGAUACGCGGCCUGCGCAUGUGCUCUUUGAAUCAUGGGUACGGCAGGCCGGAUGCUGCCGAGGAUACAAGAUGAGAAGGUUGGAUGAAGAGCUCUCAAGGAACAUCUUGCCGCUGUCUCUCUUUCAGCCAACGGAUCCGAAGCAGAUGGCACGACUCUAUCGCCAGAUCCAGAACACCAGCGAAGUGGCACAUUUUUGGCUUCGGCAGCACGUGUUCCCAGUCACGAUGAACUUUCAUCCCCUCAAGAUUUCUGCCAGUGGACAUGAAUUGGGCAGCUCGUUGCUCUUUGGCUAUCGUUUGGGCUUCAGUGGUACCCCCAGCAACUUGCUCCCCGAGGACUUGGGAGAAUGUUUCUACGAGCCAGGCAGUGACGGACAGGUCACGGCGGUGCUCACAGACCCCAAGGUGACCAGUGCUGAGGUUUGUGAGCCUGACUGGAGCCCCUUGAAGCUCUUAGAGCGAGUGGCACAGGGACAGUUCCAUGCUCUCAUUGACACAGGUGCUCUCAUCACCAACAUGGACAAUGAACAGGUUGCUCGAGAGCUCUUGGCCAAGCUACCACCACAAGACUUUGAUGGCGUGGUUUUCUUAGACCCGAGCGAUCGGAAGAUGAUCUUGCUGAGGGGUUCCUCCUCGACGGGCGCGGCUCGGGCGGUCUCGUUGGUGACCAGCGGCGUGGUGCCGGAACGGCGCUUCACCUUCUUCGAUCAGGUGCAUACCACGGGCAUGGACAUCCUGGCGGCUCCUUGUGCCAAAGCCGUGCUCACCGUUGGGAAGGACAUGAACUUCAGGGACUAUGCACAAGGCGCCUUCCGCAUGCGCAAGGUGGGCAAAGGUCAAUGCAUCCAUUUGCUGGUCAUCCCAGAGGUUCAAACCCGCAUUGUUGCUGAACUGGGUGGCAGCGGGCAGCUGAUCCUGGAUGUGCCCAAGUGGCUUUUGCUGAACUCCUGCCGUUCCGAAUCAUUGCAGUCUUUGAAGUUGUUGGCACAGGAGCUGAGCAACGGCUGGCGGAAGCAGGCGCUCCAACACCUUUGCUCCGACGUCAUUGCCCACGAGAAGAUGCCGCCCGCCCAGCGGAUGCGACGCUUCUGCUCCGCGGAGCCCCUGAGAGCCUGUUUGCGGCCAUUCCAGGACCAAAUCAGCUUCAAGGUGGAGGAUCAGAUCAUCGCACCGAGGUCUUACAGGGACACCAUGAAGCAGCAGUGCGAUGAGCACUGGCCCUUUUCUCAGGAGGACCUCGCUCGGCAGACCGUGCUCCUGGAGCGCAUUGCGGCAGAGUCGCAGGUGGCCGAACACCAGGAGAUGCAUCAGGGCUUUGCAGCGGAGGUGGUACACGAGCAGGAACAGGAGCAGCAACAAGAGCAAGAGGAGGAGCAGGAGGAGGAGCAAGAGAACGCCUUCACGCGCGAUGAUGAGCAAGCCAAUCCAUGGCGAGCUCAAGUGUUGUCCGAUGCGCCAAAGGAGGAGGGUGAGGGCGAACGGCCCUUCUACCGGUUGUGCCACUUUCGUGCGCGGCCAGAGCAGCCACAGCUGCCUUUGGAUGAUGAGCUUUGGCUGAGCGACAACUUCUUCCGUCCCAGUUGGGUAGGCCUCGGGGAGAGACGCUUGAAGACGGCCAGCGUCUUGCUGGAGUGGCACCCGGAGAUCUCUCAGGCGCGGCAGAAGCGUGGGAUGCAGAAGCGGGUACGUCGCAUCUUCGAAGAGUUGCAGCAGACAGGUGUAGCACCAACGGAGGCAGCGAUGAAAGCCCUGAUGAAAGCCAAGGAGUCCAUUCGCACUGAACCCUUGACGCCCGAAGAGUUGGCAGGAAGUGAUGAGGGGCAUCGCUACCUGGUGCUGGUCACCUUGGCUGAGGCCGAGACCCUGCGUUGGCUGGCGCGCAGCAGCAGUAGCUCUUCUUCGCCCCUGCGUGAUGUGGGCUUCGCGCUCCGGAGCUUGGGUGGAAGGCCCUUGGAGGCCUCCGCUGGCUUCGUGCGUGGUGAGGAGAAGAUCGACAGGCUCCUGUCACUGGUGCGGCUGUUCAACUGCGAGAUGUUCUUCACCAAGGUGGAACUCGAGACCUUGGAGGCGCAGCUCCAUGAGGUGCCUUUGCAUUUGCGGCAGAAUUGGUUCGAAGAGCUGUUGCGCUUGCGCCGAAGAAGAGCACGCUUCCUUUGGCUGGACACACCAGUGGCAAAACUCUUUACUCCACAGGAGGAAUGGAAAUCCCUCCGAGCUCAAUCCCUGCGCUGCGCGCUGCAGCGCGCCUUGCGACACUUCGCUGGGCCCUUGGAGGAUCUCGAGGCACUACUGCGGCCGAUGAGCCCCGAUGCCCUGGGGCAGCACCUGCUGAGGCUGAGGCAGGGCUGA
This is a messenger RNA of Durusdinium trenchii, 3165 nucleotides long. NCBI's taxonomy places the organism in Eukaryota, Dinophyceae, Suessiales, Symbiodiniaceae. The record is from the annotation of a GenBank genome assembly.